UAUAUUAUGGGGUCAAAGGUCGCUGCUACCAGAGCCCACGUGCGCUACCGUUGUAUGCCGGAGCUGAGAAAACAUUACUAACUUUUAAACCAUACGAAUAUACUUUACAAGUUUACGUUUUAUAGAUCACGAUAUGCAAGUUGUUACUUACAUACCGAAUGAUAGCGGGCGACGGAACUGUCAAAGCAAUCGGGUCUUGGUGUCCCGCUUACUGCAGUCGAGUGUAUGUAUUACAUCACUCGAAUGUUCGUUUGCCAUCACGUACUUGUCUUAGAGGGCCUCAACAGCUUGGCUCGUUGAGCUGCAGACGUUUGCCUCGUUAAGCUCGGCGCGCCGCCAGACAGCCCCGAGACGAUGGGCGACUCCGCCGCCGACGCGACGAGACUCGCGGGAGGGAACGCCGAGGCCGGAGACGCUGACCCUGCCGCGGACGCAACCCUCACCCCGGCGGCACCCUCGCCUCCGCACGCCACGGGCUCAGCAGGGCCGCGGAGUGUCGCCACGAAGCGCAAGCACGGCCAAAGCGCCUGUGCGGCGACCGGGCAGCAGCAGUGUGGUGACGGUGGCGGCGGUGAUGAUGAUAGAGAUGGAGGAGGAGGAGGAGAGGGCAAGCGGCCACCGCGUCGCCACAAGCGCAGCCGACAGGAGCGCGGCGCCGGCGAGCGCCACGUGCCGCCCCCCAAGAAGCGCAACGCCGGCGUGAGCUUCGGCGCGGAGCACUUCGCCGAGACGGAGUGCUACGUCGAGGCCGGGCUGCGCCGGGUGCGGCCCUACCGCUUCGACUUCACCUCGUACUGCAAGGGCCGCUGGCUGGGCCGCACCCUCGGGGAGGUGCUCGCGUCGGAGUUCCGCGCGCAGGGCCCUCGCUACUACGAGGCGGCGUGCGCGGCCGGCAGGAUCACGCUGAACGGGGAGCGCACCUCGCUGGACGUGGUGCUGCGCGACAACGACCUCGUCCGGCACACCGUGCACAGGCACGAGCCGCCCGUGGCCGCGGGCCCCGUCACGCUCCUCGCCCAGACGGACGAGCUGGUCGUGGUGGACAAGCCCUCGUCCAUGCCGGUGCAUCCGUGCGGACGCUACCGCCACAACACGGUGAUCUUCGUGCUGGGCAAGGAGCACGGCCUGGCCCCACUGCACACUGUGCACCGGCUCGACCGCCUCACCUCCGGCGUGCUGCUGUUUGCGCACACGCUGGAGGCCGUGCAGCGGCUCGACCGUCAGAUCCGCGAGCGAGAGGUGCAGAAGGAGUACCUGUGCCGCGUGGAGGGCCGCUUCCCGGGUGGCGAGGGGGAGGAGGCGGAGGAGGUGGUGUGCGCCGAGCCGGUUCUUGUGGUGUCGUACAGCGUGGGCGUGUGCCGCGUAGACACGCGCGGCAAGCCCUGCCGGACCACCUUCACGCGCCUCAGUUACAACGGCCGCUCCAGCGUGCUGCUGUGCCGGCCCGAGACCGGGCGCAUGCACCAGAUCCGCGUGCACCUGCAGUUCCUGGGCCACCCCAUCCUCAACGAUCCCGUGUACAACACGGCCGCGUGGGGGCCGGCGCGUGCCCGCGGCGGCACCAUCGGCAAGAGCGACGAGCAGCUGCUGCAGGACCUCCUCGCCGACCGCCGUCGGCUCGGCGAGGAGGUGACGGAAUCCUGCGACGGUGACUGCGGCAGUAUCGGCAAUGGGGAGGGGGGGAGUAUCGUCGGCGGGGGCAUCGCAUGCAGCGGAAAUGACGAUACUGCGCAGAAGAGCAGUGCCGGCAGCGGUGGUGGUGAUGGUGGCGGCACAAACGAGCCGGUUACGACGUCGUCGGAAGCUGAGGACUCCUGGGCUGGCGGGCAGGACCCUCUCUGCAGCGAGUGUCGCCAGACUCGGCCGGACCCCAGGCCCGAUCAGCUGAUCAUGUUCCUGCAUGCGCUGCGCUAUCGCGGCCCCGGCUGGGAGUACACGGCGCCGACGCCAGAGUGGGCGAGCGCCGACUGGCAGGAGCCCCCUCGCCCAGACACGGAGAAGAGCGAAGGGGAACCUGGGCGGAAUGAGACACUGGCCAGCACCACCACGCCCGGGCACAACUAGACACUCGCCAUCACCACCCCUGGGCAGACUGACGCUCUGGGCUUCACGUGACUGCAGCACACGGUGGUGGUGGCUGCUACAACGCUCAACAAAGCUUCUUGAAUCGAGUUGUGGCAAAUGAUCAAAUCGCUCCGGUGUCCUGGUAACUAGUACACGAUGUGUUCUAUCAUGGGCCCCGGCAACUUUGAGUUUAAUUCGUGGGCAUGGUGGAUAAACCAGUCCUGCAUCAUCCACCACCUUUACCUAAGCCACACCGGUUUUGUUUGGUCACACAUCCUCUUGUGACACGGCAUGGGGAGGUCUUCAUUCAGCAGUGGCUUGACAAAGGUGCUUGUGAAUUAUAUUGUUUGUUGAGUUCAUUUCCUCGUUCAUGUGGGUUUCGGUGUGAGGUCCUGAAACAUUUAUUUUGUCGCUCUGCAACACUUAAAUAAUUAUUUAUUUAGGAAGGCCUCGACGAGUCUCAAGAUUCCCUUUUCCCCGAAGGGUUCUGCCCCUUCGGGAAAUUUGGCUGAUUCCUUUUUAAAUAACCAAAUCAUCUGGUGAUGCUGCUGCUGCUUCUGGGUUGGCAACGGUGCACAAGCACAUUUAACAAAAAAAACUCAACACUUUCCGUAGAACUAUAAGAAAACAUUGGUUUUUAUUUUAAGCCAGCGUUAUCUCCAAAUAUGUUGAACCUUUUUAAGCACUGUGUAUUUAAAUAAUCGACGCUUCAUGUGAGCGCAACAACCAGAGUACGUGGAGAUAACCCACCAUGCGCAUGAGGGAAAUCGAUCCGCACGGAUGGGUUUGUGAACCCGCUUGCUGUUUUGCAGUCUUGUUGUCGUCACGCAUCCACGCGCGAGUCAUUUACGUUUGAUCCGAACACCCUUGUCUCCGAAGUGCUAGGUAAUGGGCAUUUGCGGUCGCUGAGGUGAGUUUGAACUAUUUGGAAGAAAAAACUGGUAAACAAAAAAUAAACCGGACUUGAAAUAUAGAAAUGUGACUGUGUUUUUCGACAAUUAAAAAAACUCAACAAAUUCUUACUUUGCUCAGAUUAUCCACACACACACCUCGUCUGCUGGUUAAAAAAGCCGAGAUUUAUAAACAAUCCACAUUCACGAGGUGAGUCAGGAGGGCAGAGCGCCGAGUCACAGCUUUGUGCAACAUCACCUGUGAAUCACUGAGGCAGUGGCACUCUUGCAAAUGAGACUCCUAUUCUGUCGAGGUCCGCCAGUCACGAGAGAGCUUCAGCAGAGAGAGUUCGUGUCCUUUUGCUCUUCCUCUGUCGAAGGAGGUGGCUGCAGACUACAGUGGUUUUACUCUUUGGUCCAUAGUUUGGAUUGCAUGGGCACGAUCUCAUUACUGUUGAUUGUGCCCUUUUGCUGCUGCUGCUGCUGCUGCUUUUAUCGUAACAACACAAGCCCACGAUACAGCACGCUGCGCGGGUCGCAUAACCGGGUUUCACAUUUCCCCGACGGACAGUCCCGACGCAACUGGAUCAUAUAAAGGAGGGGAGGUAAAAGGUGGGGGAGAGGGGCCUGCUGCCCCCACCAAGUGAUGUUGUUGCUUGUCUUUAAUUUUCCAUUCAAAAAGGAGAUGUGUGCAUCGGCCUGUAGAUGUUCUGAUGCGGUUGACGAAUGAGGUGUUCAUUUUGGACGUCUGCGUUGAUUCCACUCUGUUCGCGAAGUGUGCUUCCAGAUCUGGGUGAUAUAUUCGCAUGGUGGCAGCAGCGUGAUCGCAGAAGGGGGAUCGGGUCUUCAGUCAGUGGCGAGGAACUUUGUCGAGGUUUUGGUUAAUGGGUAGGUGGUUUUCGUUGCCAAGAAAAUGUGUGAACUCCCUUGCAGUAGUGUGUCGAUAUUUGGUGGCAGAAUGCUAGUCAGAACAGGGAGCCAGGGGAUUGGGUGUCGGUUGUGGUUGUGCCGGUUAUAAUGCGCGGUGCGUGUUUGUAAUUGUGCAUCGAGCAAGUUUGUGUACUGGCUUCUGGAGCCGACUGGAGCUCAGUGGUGUGCCACGGAGUAGGCCCGGUGAGAGGGUGGCAGUUCGCAGUGCGUCAGCUGAGGAGUCCCUGGUCCUUCCAUCCAAGUGUCGAUAGCAGGGCGAUUCUUGAUUUGGUACUCUCACAGAUCUGUUUCAUGUGGGGCUUUGAACGGUCAGGCAUCUAUCCAUAAUUGACAAUUAUCCUGGUCGCAUGAGUUCUCACAUGGUUAAACAAAGGAAACUUCAAACUUGAAUUUUGUUUUACCUGAAAAGAGUUUGUUGGUGUAGAAAAAGUGGUUUUAAUGUGAAUGUUCAAUAAAAGGGUGCCGCCUAAUAGCAGAUCACCAAUG
Molecule: messenger RNA, 4370 nt
Organism: Petromyzon marinus (sea lamprey)
Lineage: Eukaryota; Metazoa; Chordata; Hyperoartia; Petromyzontiformes; Petromyzontidae
Product: pseudouridylate synthase RPUSD2-like
Biological process (GO): enzyme-directed rRNA pseudouridine synthesis
Molecular function (GO): RNA binding; pseudouridine synthase activity
Source: RefSeq, a predicted model, not a curated record